AUGGCGUCGCGGCACCGGAAUGCUUCUCCGGCGCCGGCGGGGAACGACUCGCCGCAGCCUGCCUUGCCGGCAACCUCGCCGCGGCUUGCGGCGGAGUUCCCUCUCGACGCGCCCGAGGCCAAGGAGAGCGUGACCGUUACCGUCCGCUUCCGGCCGCUCAGCUCGCGGGAGGUUCGGCUGGGGGAAGAGAUCGCUUGGUACGCGGAUGGGGACACCAUUGUGCGGAGCGAGCAAAAUCACAGCAUCGCUUACGCGUACGAUCGAGUCUUCGGACCGACUACAACAACCCGACACGUACAUGAUGCUGCAGCUCUGCAUGUUAUCAGUGGUGCCAUGGAGGGAAUAAAUGGUACAAUAUUCGCAUAUGGAGUUACAAGCAGUGGGAAGACGCAUACAAUGCAUGGAGAUCAAAGAUCCCCGGGGAUCAUACCUUUGGCUGUGAAAGAUGCAUUUAGUAUAAUACAGGAGACUCCAAAUCGAGAGUUUCUUCUCCGUGUAUCAUAUUUGGAAAUCUAUAAUGAGGUUGUCAACGAUCUUCUUAAUCCUUCAGGUCAGAACUUACGGAUUAGGGAGGAUCUUCAGGGAACAUUUGUUGAGGGCAUACAAGAAGAAGUGGUGUUGUCUCCUGCACAUGCUUUGUCCCUUAUUACAGCCGGAGAAGAACAUAGACACGUUGGAUCCACAAAUUUCAAUCUGCUAAGCAGCAGAAGCCAUACAAUUUUCACACUGACAAUAGAGAGCAGCCCCUGCGGUGUAUCUAGUGAAGAGGAAGCAGUUACCUUCUCACAGCUGAACCUCAUCGAUCUGGCAGGUUCAGAGAGCUCAAGGGCCGAAACUACGGGAGCACGCCGGAAGGAAGGAUCUUAUAUCAAUAAAAGCUUGCUAACUCUUGGAACGGUGAUAUCAAAACUGACUGAUGGAAAAGCUACACAUGUUCCAUUUCGAGAUUCCAAAUUGACACGGUUACUACAGUCAUCCUUAAGUGGACAGGGACGUGUUUCUCUAAUAUGCACUGUUACUCCAGCAUCAAGCAAUUCAGAAGAGACUCAUAACACGUUAAAAUUUGCCCACCGUGCAAAGCACAUUGAGAUUCAAGUAUCACAAAACAAGAUUAUGGAUGAGAAGUCUUUGAUAAAGAAGUACCAGAAUGAAAUUUGCCAAUUGAAGGAAGAGCUAGACCAACUGAAAAGGAGUAUACUUUCUGGCACUCCUUCAAAAGAUGCCACAGAAGACAAUGUCAUUCUUUGGAAACAGAAGCUAGAAGAUGGUAAUGUCAAACUCCAGUCUAGACUGGAACAAGAAGAGGCGGCUAAAGCUGCUUUGCUUGCGAGGAUACAAUGUCUAACAAAGCUAAUCCUGGUUUCCACAAAAGCAACUCAGACUCCUAGAUUGUCUCAACGUCCUGGGCCAAGGAGAAGACAUUCUUUUGGUGAAGAGGAGUUGGCAUGUCUCCCGCACAGAAGGCGAGAUAUCGUAUUGGAUGGUGAAAGCAAUGAUUUAUUUGUUCCUAUGGAAGGAUUUGAUGAAACAGUUGAAGCUUCUUCCAAAGGGGAGAAUAAGAAUCGCAAAGGGCUUCUUAACUGGUUCAAACUUCGGAAACAUGACGGUGGUUCUAAUGCUCCAAGCUUAGGUGGUGACCAAUCUAGCCUGAGGAAAGCAUCGACUGCCCCUUCAACACCCUUGGCGAAUGGACUUAAUUCUCAAACAGAGCAAGGGAUGUCUAACUCUUUGCUUCCUGAGAAUGUAUCAGCUAACCUGCUGAGCGUUGACCAUGAAGAAUUUCAUUCUGAUGAACUUCAUGGAGAAGAAGCUCCUUUGGUCACCAGAAAAACAUCAGAUCAUGUUGAUCUAUUGAGAGAGCAACUGAAGAUCCUGUCAGGGGAGGUUGCAUUACAUAAAAGUGUUCUAAAGCGCCUCAUGGAAGAAGCUGGAAGAAGCACAACGAAUGGUCAUAUCGAGAUGGAAAUGAAAAAGGUCAGUGACGAGAUUAAGGGCAAGCAGCAGCAGAUAGCACAUUUAGAAAGGCAGAUUAAGGGGAAGCUUGACCAGUUAGAACAUACACUGUCUCACACUAAGCUACUGGAGCAGGUCAAUGAGAAAGCAUUUGAACUUGAGGUGAAGACAGCAGAUAACAGAGUAUUGCAAGACCAGCUACAGCAAAAGACAACAGAGUGUCAGGCAUUACAAGAAGCAGUUGCCCACUUACACGAACAGCUUUCCCAAGCUCUCGAAGCUAAUGAUUUAUUGUCAGAAAGCAUCAUAUUUCAGCAGUACACAGACAUCAGCCUUCAAAAUGGAUCGCAAGUUCACAAAGAAAAUCCAGCAUCUAUAGAUGUCUCUGAUGAACUGCAUCAAAAAGCAGAGCAGUCAGAUAUUGAUGAACUGAAGCAAAGAUUGUGUGAGCUCACUGAGGCCAAAGCUCAACUAGAGGCCCACAAUCAGAAGCUGCAAGAGGAAAGCAUGUACGCAAAAGGCCUGGCCUUGGCUGCAGGCGUGGAACUGAAAGCACUGUCUGGGGAGGUCACCAAACUCAUGGACCACAACGAGAGGCUCGUGAACGAGUUGGCUUUAGCAAGAAAUUCAACACAACGACGAGUGAGCAAUGGUCAAAGGGUUGGCAGAAGGGAUAGCUAUAAUAAACGGCUUGACCCAGCUAGUAGAAGAGAUGUUCAUGCUAGCUAUGAGAGGGAACAAGCUCUGGAGGUCAUGCUUAUGGGGAAGGACCAAAGAGAGUUGGAGCUCCAGAAGAAAAUCGAGGAGUCGAAGCAGAAGGAAGCCUUCCUGGAAGGAGAGCUUGCGAACAUGUGGGUUCUUGUGGCGAAACUGAAGAAGGGUCAGGUAAACCAAGAUGAUGUCGAUGCCAAACCCUAG
This is a messenger RNA of Miscanthus lutarioriparius, 2871 nucleotides long. The record is from the annotation of a GenBank genome assembly. NCBI's taxonomy places the organism in Eukaryota, Viridiplantae, Streptophyta, Magnoliopsida, Poales, Poaceae.